AGUUUCGUGAAGUUUAGCACUGACUCAAAAAUGACCACAGAAACCCUCUCUCCUAACCUCCAGUCAGGGCAUGGAAUGACUUUGAGAAUGUGCAGAUAAUCUCAACAACCAUGAAUUCUACUAGAGAAGAAAUUUGUGCUGCUGCAGUAAGAAUUUAUGCUCGGAUGUCAUUUAUUCAUCUAUCCCUCAUAUUUCGACUAAUUUCGACACCGUUAUGUUGUCUCGGAAUCACACUUCUCACCAUUGCGGUCUAUCGAACAAAGGCUCUCCAUUACAAUGCUCGACUGCUCAUUCUAUGCAUGACAGUUUCAUCGUUGGUCUGCAAUUUAGUGUAUUUCUUGAUAGCGCGUACAAGCUCUACAUAUCUUCGCUUCCUGCAGAUGCGAUUCGUUGUGAAUAUGAAGUUUAUAGGCCACAGUACUAUUUCGCUCUGCGAGGUCUUAACGUAGCAGGUGGAGUUAGUUUUGGGCUAUCGACGACAUUUCUUGCCGUGGAGCGAGUGCUGGCUACAGUAUCCUAUGCAACUUAUGAACAGAAUAAUCGACGAUGGCUCGGAAUCUUGAUGGCAUCCAUACAAGUCUUGAUCAGCUUCUGUGCUGGAUUUUCUAUUCAUCCUCCAGCUCAGUUCUAUCCCUAUGUGUCUCCUGAAGUAGGCGAUUCGAAAAUGACAAAAAUGUUUGGAAACAUGUUUUACCUGCUGAACGUAAUAGCGCUGUGCGCGUUCACGGUUCUGUACUUUGUAAACAGGAGAAGAAGGAGAAUUCUCUGCGAUUCUCAACUCAGAGUGCUGUCAACCAGAUUUCAACUGAAAGAAAAUAUUGCAACGACACGUCUAAUGACACCUAUUAUGUUUGUUGAAGCGCUCAUGUUGACUUCAUCUCAACUGCUCUACUACAUCUACUUACCCGAUCUAGGAGAAGACACGGUCGUUACGAAAACGGUUUUGGAGCAAGUGUCUCAAUAUGCUCCUUACGCAGAGUAUCAAAUCUCAUUAAUGCCAUUUUUGGGUUUUUUGCUGAUCGUACUUCUUCCGUGCUUCCACACACAAAUCAAGCGUUCCUUCAUCCGAACCUCGCAUUUGGGACAAGGAGAUGUGAUACUAAUUAGUAAAGGAAAGGAUUCGAGUCGCGUUUCAUUGGAAAAAGAUGUACUCGGCGAAUUCCCUGCAGAUUGGCUUCAUAGUUCCUCGUUACGCUCAUCCAAAGAAAAUGAGGAAACAGUGAAAAUUUGCUUAAGGUGA
This is a messenger RNA of Cylicocyclus nassatus, 1240 nucleotides long. Lineage: Eukaryota; Metazoa; Nematoda; Chromadorea; Rhabditida; Strongylidae. The record is from the annotation of a GenBank genome assembly.